CAUUAUGGAAGAUGCAGCAACGGUGGCACACAUGGCGGCUGGUCGGCGUAGCGCGGCCUCGCGCCCUUGGGCAGGUCGCAGAUGCCACACGUGGCGUCUGUUCGCUCCGGGGCUUGCAUCCGACGGCGCACGCCAAGGCCGGACCUAUCUACAGUGCGCCCUGCUACCAGACGUCUUGCGGGGAGCGAGUAGGGUGCGUUGUGACCUGCGCCGUGACAAGUAGUAGCGAGGGGGAUCGCGUGUUUGCAAUGGAAGGAGUGGGAUAGGAUUGACCGUGACUGGACCGUGAUGAGAGUCCCCAGUAUCUGUCUAGAUUUUUAUCUUGAACGAUGUCAGGUACUUGUUUGGAGCGGGGGACGCUCCAGAUGGAACAGAGUGCUUUCGGACUUUUCCAUCCAGGUUGCAGGUCUUAUCUGCACCGGAACUCCGAAUGCGUACCCACAGAUGACGAAUACCAUGGCUUCGUUUCUUCCGAAUC
This is a messenger RNA of Fomitopsis serialis, 478 nucleotides long. RefSeq lists its product as uncharacterized. The record is from RefSeq and is a predicted model, not a curated record. The transcript has 4 exons. Bases 12 to 266 code for a protein of 84 amino acids. Lineage: Eukaryota; Fungi; Basidiomycota; Agaricomycetes; Polyporales; Fomitopsidaceae.